Molecule: messenger RNA, 633 nt
Organism: Vigna umbellata (rice bean)
Lineage: Eukaryota; Viridiplantae; Streptophyta; Magnoliopsida; Fabales; Fabaceae
Source: RefSeq, a predicted model, not a curated record
UAUUCUUUUUCUAUCAAAUAAUAUGUUUGAAGGAGAAGUUCCAAAAGCCAUUGGAGUGUUGAAGUCUCUCAAAGGGCUUAACAUUUCACACAAUAAAAUCACUGGUACCAUUCCACUGUCAUUGGGUAAUUUAACAAAUUUGGAAUGGUUGGACCUCUCAUGGAACCAACUGAAGGGUAAGAUUCCCAUGACUCUGACAAAUUUGAAUUUUCUUUCUUUCUUGAACCUUUCACAAAAUCAAUUGGAGGGAGUGAUACCUACGGGUGGACAGUUUAACACAUUUGAUAAUAUUUCCUAUGUUGGAAAUCCACUGCUGUGUGGAUUCCCCUUGUCAAGAUCUUGCAAAGGGAAUAAAGAAAGGUCAAGAGAUUCAACAUUUGAUAAAGAAGAAUCAGGAUUUGGGUGGAAAGCCGUUGUAAUCGGAUAUGGAUGUGGGAUGAUCUUUGGAAUAAUACUGGGUUAUAAUGUAUUCUUGACUGGAAAACCCCAAUGGCUUGCAAGACUCGUUGAAAUUGUGUUUAAUAUGAGACUGCCCAGAACAAGAAAGGGUGUAAUUCGUUUGGGAAGAAAUUAGUUUAAUGUUUUAUGUGUGUUCAACUGAUUGUCUGUAUUUUCUUUUUUAUAAAACUUGUC